GGCAGUCCGAAACGGAGGCUGAGGCGACCCCGGGCCCAGCGGAAAGAAAGUCGGAGCGAGGGCGGGAGGACGUGUCUGGCGGCGCCUCGAGGUGUCAUCAUAUACAUCUCUCUCUUGAGAACCUAUGCGUAGCAGAAGAUAUGGAGUACAUGAAGGAACCUGCAACCGUCAGCCAGGGGAACAUCCUGUGCUGCCAAUGUGGCACUGCAAUCCCACCAAACCCAGCCAACAUGUGUGUAGCAUGUUUACGGACUCAAGUGGAUAUCACUGAAGGAAUCCCUAAGCAAGUCACUGUUCAUUUCUGCAAACAAUGUGAAAGGUAUCUUCAACCACCAGGAUCUUGGAUGCAAUGUGCCUUGGAAUCAAGGGAACUUCUGACUUUAUGCCUUAAAAAAAUCAAAGCCUCUCUUACUAAGGUGCGGUUGAUUGAAGCAGGAUUUGUAUGGACUGAGCCACACUCCAAAAGACUUAAAGUAAAGCUGACUGUACAAAAAGAGGUGAUGAAUGGUGCAAUUCUUCAGCAAAUCUUCGUAGUAGAAUACAUUGUUCAGUCUCAAAUGUGUGAUGACUGCCAUCGAGUUGAAGCUAAGGACUACUGGAAAGCUGUGGUUCAAGUUAGACAGAAGACUCUACAUAAAAAGACUUUCUAUUACUUGGAGCAAUUGAUUUUAAAGCAUCAACUUCAUCAGAACACUCUUCGGAUCAAAGAAAUUCAUGAUGGCCUAGAUUUCUACUAUGCUUCAAAACAACAUGCUCAAAAGAUGGUAGACUUCCUUCAGUGUACAGUUCCUUGUAGGUCUAAGUCAUCCCAGCGUUUGAUCUCUCAUGAUAUUCAUAGCAAUACUUACAAUUACAAAAGCACUUUCUCUGUGGAGAUUGUUCCAGUAUGCAAGGACAAUGUUAUAUGCUUGUCUCCAAAACUGGCUCAAAGCCUUGGGAAUAUGAGCCAGAUUUGUGUUUGCAUCCGAAUAACUAGUGCUAUUCACAUCAUUGAUCCUAAUACACUGCAGAUUGCAGAAAUCGAUGGAAAUACUUACUGGCGUCAUCCUUUUAACAACUUGUUUCAUCCAAAGAAGUUAGAGGAAUUUAUUGUCAUGGAUAUCAGCAAGAUCCAUGAGAGAAAACAAGGGCCUGGUGCAGGCAUGAAAUCCAGCAAACACACACUUGCUGAAGCCUGGGUUCAGAAAACAUCAGAACUGAAUACAGACCAUCAAUAUUUUUGUCGCACUCACUUGGGGCAUCUUCUGAAUCCUGGAGAUCUUGUAUUGGGAUUUGACUUGGUCAAUUGCAAUUUAAAUGAUGAAUUUGCAAACAAGAUGAACCCACAUAGUGUUCCUGAUGUGGUUUUAAUUAAGAAGAGCUAUGACCGCAGUAAACGUCAACAUCGCAGGAACUGGAAACUGAAAGAAUUAGAGAGAGACAGAGAGGGCAUGGAUACAGAUGAUGAAAGACAAUACCAGGACUUCCUAGAAGAUCUAGAAGAAGAUGAGACAAUUAGAAAAAAUGUCAAUAUUUACAGAAAUGCAACCAUUCCAGUCGAAAGUGACACAGACGAUGAGGGUAUUCCCCGGAUCAGUCUUGCUGAAAUGUUGGAGGAUCUGCAGAUAUCUCAAGAUGCUACUGGUGGAGAAGGUGCUGUCAUGUUGACAGAAUAAGCUAGUAGAUCUUGUAAAUGUGCAAAUGUUUUCACUUAAGGAAAAAGUUGUUACCACAGCAAUCCAUUAUAGGAGGGGUGGGUAACUUGUAGGCCAAAGUAUCUGGAGGGAUCACAAAUUGCCCACUCCUGUAUUACAGGUAUCAUACAGGCUCUACAUGCAAAUAAUCUUAAUAAGGUUUGAACAAAGUUUCAAUAAUAAAUUCUGCUGGAAAGUGUUAAGAAUGGCUAAUAAACUAUAAGAAAAUGUGGUAAACCUGGAUGAUUUUUGUGAACUGCCCAGGGAGCUUCGGCUAUUAGGCGGUAUAAAAAUGCAAUAAAUAAAUAAAUGAAUUUGAGAUUAUUAUUUUUAAAAUAUAUAUCUAAGUUUGUAUAACACUCACUGUAUGGGUUUAUGCAGCAAUAAUAUCAGU
Messenger RNA from Elgaria multicarinata webbii, 2067 nucleotides. RefSeq names its product NMD3 ribosome export adaptor (gene NMD3). Lineage: Eukaryota; Metazoa; Chordata; Lepidosauria; Squamata; Anguidae. Bases 141 to 1655 code for a protein of 504 amino acids. Gene Ontology annotation, biological process: ribosomal large subunit export from nucleus. Gene Ontology annotation, cellular component: nucleus; cytoplasm. The record is from RefSeq and is a predicted model, not a curated record. The transcript is spliced from 16 exons. Gene Ontology annotation, molecular function: ribosomal large subunit binding.